AUGGCCUUCCGCUUCGCUUCUGCCAUCGUUCCCCUCGCGCUCGUUUCUGCCGCGCUCGCGCAGACAUACAGCGCAACAUACCUCCCCUCCAACGCUCCCGAUCACUCCGAGGAAGGCCAAACGGGCACGAACAAGUGCGGCACCACGAGCUCGCCAAGCUCGAACUGUCAGAACGUUUACGUGAACUCCAUCGACGACUUCUGCCUCUUCGCGCCGCCUGAACCCGGCGCGGACUCCGACAUCGGCAACACCGAACGCAUCGAGGUCGCGUGGUGCAUGAAGGACGGUUAUGGCACUCGUCUCAUCCCAGACGGGACCAUCUCUGGAGCCCACUUCAUCCAAACUCCAGACUACGUCCAGGUUCUGGGUGUCGGCGACCUCACGAAGAUCAACAUUCCGGCCGGAGAUCAGGGAGGUGAACUCGAUCCACACGGCGCGGACGGGAAUGGUAACCCUAUCGGUGGUCUCGUAUUCACGACAGCGUUCGGCGAGCUCCAGCAGGCACACGAAUGGACGAACUUCAUGGCCGCGAACGAGUUCUGUAUCCGUGUAUGUAAGGACGGACCAAAAGCCCCCGCGCUCUGCCAGCACAUUUACGACGUUAUGGGUUGCGAGUGGAACAUGCCCGGUGACUACAGCGCCGGCUCCUUCGACCAGUGCCAGGGUGAUACUGGCGAGCCCAUGGGUGUCUACGGGACGUCGACUUUCCACCAGGGCCAACCGUCGACGCCCGACGCGCACCCCGCGCCCCCGAAGUCCAUGUGCACGCCCGUGGGCUCGAUUAAGAACGGGGUCGCCCCCAUCACCGGGAGCACAACUUCCACCAGCGGUGGCUCUAGCGCCACUACUGCUAAGACUACUGGACGCACGAGUGCUCCCAGCGCGCCGUCUUCUACGACUUCGUCCUCGACCGGGGCGUCUCAAACUGCAAAGCCAUCGACGAACGCCGCUGCACUUAACCACAGCACUGUAUUCGAUCUUGGUGUCGUUGUGGUCUCUGCGGUUCUCGGUGCAGUGUUCAUCCUCUAA
Messenger RNA from Epithele typhae, 1029 nucleotides. RefSeq lists its product as uncharacterized. The transcript has 6 exons. The record is from RefSeq and is a predicted model, not a curated record. NCBI's taxonomy places the organism in Eukaryota, Fungi, Basidiomycota, Agaricomycetes, Polyporales, Epitheliaceae. The coding region runs from base 1 to 1029 and encodes 342 amino acids.